Fomitiporia mediterranea MF3/22 is the source of this 1599-nucleotide messenger RNA. RefSeq lists its product as uncharacterized. The record is from RefSeq and is a predicted model, not a curated record. Gene Ontology annotation, cellular component: Golgi membrane. NCBI's taxonomy places the organism in Eukaryota, Fungi, Basidiomycota, Agaricomycetes, Hymenochaetales, Hymenochaetaceae. The transcript has 2 exons. Bases 1 to 1599 code for a protein of 532 amino acids. Gene Ontology annotation, biological process: vesicle-mediated transport; mitotic spindle elongation.
AUGGCUGCACGGUCGGUCGAUCCUCGUUCUCCGACGCGGCUGGUCUCUUCGUUCCAGCCUCCUGAGCCGCCUCAACAGGAAAUCAACGAAAAAGUACGGGAUGCCUUUGAGAAUCUCGAGCUCAGCAAUAUCCCGCUUUCACCAUCGGUUUACUCUGCAAACCAACAAUCGUGUCGACCUGGCCGGUCUCACGCACGUGUGUCUUCGCCUGGUAGAGAACGUUCUCGCGGACGGCAACCGGUAAGAAUGGAUAGAAGCACGAGUGACAGGGAAUGGGACGAGAAGCGAGGACUAGGUCUGAUGUAUGGCGUUACUGCACCGGUGCCGGGUCCUUCAAGUGCGCGUCCACAACAUGCGUGCCCAGGAACUAUUCAGGCACCCGUCCGUUCGUCAAGUCUCACGAGCGCGUCUUUUACACGGUCUCAGUCUGGCAUCCAGCCCGCGUGUGGCGGAUCGUCGUUUGCGCUGCCUCCACCGUACUCAACCUUACCUGGCGCUCUUCCUCAUUAUCCGAAUAAUUACUCGUCAUACUCAUCAUCCGUAAGGCGUAUGCUGCUUGUGGAGCGGAUACGACCCUGGCUGCCAUUCUUAGCCUACGGAGCGACGGUCGUUGGUUUUGCCUUGGCUAUUGCUUUCUGGAGAGAUGAGGUAUUUGGUGAAUUGGACGAACUUGCUCGGUGGUUAAGAGCCGAGGAAGAGAUCGGAUACGCUGUGAUGUUCUUCAUGAUUUUCUUGACCUGCAUACCUCCGGUCCCGCUCUACUCAACACUACAGAUUCUUUCCGGAUAUACCUUCGGCGCAUGGACUGGAGCUGUCGUAUCGUAUUUCUCUGCUCUCGCUGGUGCUCUCUUUGUCUUUUCGUUAUCACGAUCCAUUCCCUCGCUGCGUUCCGCCGUGACGUCCUGCAUGUCGCAUUCCCGAGCACUGCAGCGUGUCGUACGAGCAAUCUCGAGACGUCCAUCACUACUUUUCCUUGUCCGUUUAGCUCCGUACCCCUACAACGUCCUCAAUGCAUUACUUGCCGGAUGCCCACGACUUACUUUCCGGACUUAUGCUUCUUGCACGGCUCUUAGCCUAUUAAAGGUUAUUAUACACACGAGCGUUGGCGCAGGAAUCAAGAACUUCGCUGAAUAUCAUUCAUCGCCGAAGGAAAAUGGGUCGAGUGGAAAAAAUGGAUCCAACGACGAUCACUCGAAUUCGUUAGGGCACAUGUCGUCUAUCUUUGGCAUUGUGUUGUGUGUUGCACUUGCUAUUUAUCUGAUGUUGGUUGCGCGACGAGCGGUGGAUGAGGAAUUAGAGGACGACGAUGAUAUCGAAUGUGGACGAGGCCGAUCUCGUUCACGGGCACGCGCUGAUUAUGGAGUCCGUGCAGAUGAUGAAGAGAGUGCUGCUUUCCUUAGUGAAUCUCGUGGUGAGGACCUUGGUUCGGACUUUGCAGCGUUUGUAUCCGCACCAGCGAACGAUCCCGGGCGUGGCAGCUCGCUGCAGAAUGUUGAGAUGGCAGAACGCGAAGACCCGUCAAGGCUAAGGACAACGUCACCUGUACCAUUAUCGUCUCUGUCUGCGACUCCGUACGGUCCACCGGAAUGGUCUCAAUAG